AUGGGAGCUGAACACUCAAAAGACAAGCAUCAAAGAAGAAUGUUUUUGCUCAGGAAAGGCCAGAGACUUCCUGCAUGGGAAGAAGCUCUCAUCUCAGGAAAAGAUCCAAAGUCUCUGCUAAAACGUGGAUUGCGUUAUGUCAGUCUGAGCCUCAUAAUGAAGGGGAUGACAAAUGUGCCUGACUUUUUGUGGAGCUUGUCGGAGGUGCAGAAAUUGAACCUUUCACACAAUCAGCUGGUGGCUCUUCCUCCUGCUUUGGGGAGACUAGACAGAUUAGCAGUGCUGAACUUAUGUGGCAAUCGCCUGAAGUGCCUGCCUAAAGAGACUGGGCUACUCAAAAACCUGAAGGUUUUAUUUGUUGAUAUGAAUUGCCUGAGUGAAGUGCCAGCAGAGCUCAGUCUGUGCAGAAAGCUGGAAGUUUUGAGUCUUUCCCACAAUUGCAUCUCACAACUCCCUUCAAGUUUCACUGAGCUGACGAGCCUGAGGAAGCUGAACCUGAGUAACAAUCAUUUUGUUCACAUCCCCUUAUGUGUUUUUGCAUUGAGGGGAUUAGAUUUCUUGCACUUAGGCUCCAACAGACUUGAAAACAUUGCAGAAAGUGUCCAGUACCUAAUACAUUUGCAGAUCUUUAUAGUAGAAGAUAACAAUAUUCGCACCUUGCCACGGUCUCUCUGCUCCAUCACUGCUCUUGAGCUACUAAAUGUAGCUUACAAUUCAAUCCAGACCCUUCCAGAUGAUCUAUAUCUGCUGCACAGAUUGCCAAAAAUUGCUUGGAAUCCAAUGGAUAAAGGGCUCCAUAUUUCACAUAACCCAUUGUCCAGACCAUUGCCAGAGGUUGUAGAGGGGGGACUGGAUAUGCUCUUCAGCUACCUUAAAGAGAAAAGACAACACAGCUAA
Messenger RNA from Pelodiscus sinensis (Chinese soft-shelled turtle), 897 nucleotides. RefSeq names its product leucine rich repeat containing 30 (gene LRRC30). Gene Ontology annotation, cellular component: cytoplasm. Gene Ontology annotation, molecular function: protein binding. NCBI's taxonomy places the organism in Eukaryota, Metazoa, Chordata, Testudines, Trionychidae. The record is from RefSeq and is a predicted model, not a curated record.